This is a messenger RNA of Salmo salar (Atlantic salmon), 3466 nucleotides long. RefSeq lists its product as uncharacterized. Gene Ontology annotation, biological process: regulation of transcription by RNA polymerase II. Gene Ontology annotation, molecular function: DNA-binding transcription factor activity, RNA polymerase II-specific; RNA polymerase II cis-regulatory region sequence-specific DNA binding. The record is from RefSeq and is a predicted model, not a curated record. Lineage: Eukaryota; Metazoa; Chordata; Actinopteri; Salmoniformes; Salmonidae.
GAACGGAGGAGAGGAAGGAGGAGGAGGAUGGAACGGAGGAGAAGGAUGGAACGGAGGAGAGGAAGGAGGAGAAGGAUGGAACGGAGGAGAGGAAGGAGGAGGAGGAUGGAACGGAGGAGAGGAAGGAGGAGAAGGAUGGAACGGAGGAGACUGACGCACCUGUUGAUGAACCCACAGCCCAUAACCCAGAGACGCAGCUCCCCUCCUCUCCCAUCCCCUCUCCUCCCUCCUCACCACCAUGUAAAAGACGAAGGUCACUAAGGACAAGGGAAAAGCCUAGAUCCCUACACGACUGUUUAUUAUAAGGGCAGUACUUUAGACAGAGUGAAAAAUAAGAUUUCUGACAACAAUGUUAAUUAGGCUGCUUUUUAAUGGCCCGAGGAACAGAGGACAACAUAACCAAGCCUAAUGUAAAACAAUUCAUACUAGGCUUGUUAUGAAAUCAUAAUAGCAACACAUUUUGUGAAUUAGUGGUGAUUUUGAUAAACCAUGCCUCUACAUUAAUUUGCCCUCGGGAUUUGGUUGCUUUCCUGUAUUCCAAUGAUUUUUUUUGUUGGCUAUUGAAGACUUGCAAUGUCUAUGUUUAAUGUACCUGCUAGUGCUUACUGAGCUAGCUAACAAUCCUUGUUGUUAGCUGGUUACUGUGUGGCAAGAGAUUGAGAUUAGGGUAAAUAGUGGCUAUUGUUUUCUAUAUUACAGUAGUUGCGUAUGUUGGCAAUAGGAUCAUGCACUUCUUCCAGUGUUACCGCACACCUUUCCAAACACUCCAUAUCUAUUUGACUAUACCAAUAUAACUUAUUUGUUUUUUUUGUUAUAGGUUGUCUAGUUAGUCUUCAAUUGAAUGUCAUUGUAAUUUUUGUAGUUUCUAUUCUAUGUAAGCUGCUGUAUGGGACUUCAGUCGCCAAGGUUUCUUAUUCAGGUACUGAUGGGGAGUGUUUGGGAGCCAGGAUUUAAUGUACUGUCAACUUUCUGAGAAAUGUUUCUCAACAGCUCGGUUUUUGUUUUAUUUGAGUUCCAUAAUGGGUAAAAUAUGCAAGAAAUAUGUGCUGUCCAAUUAUAAUGUUAAAUUGACUUGUAUAUCUUUUUCUAUCACGUUGAAUGUCUUACCCCAACUUCAACUGAAUGGUUGCAGUGUUUUGUAGAGUUUUAAAACAUUCUGUUCUGAAAUUGGGAUCUUAAAGGAUACAAAUAAAGAUCAACGUAUUGGAAUGGUAUGGAGGGAUUUUCUUGGAAAGCCUUCUUUCAUUGACAUAUACAGAACACUCUUACUUGAGUGCUGGAGAGGAAGCAGGGAAGGCACUAUGGCCUACCUCCUCGAGACAGUUGGAUAGUGCUAAUGCGCACAGUAAAGAGCUCGGUUGAAGAAAAGACUACAAAUCCUGUCACAUGGCUGAUGAAACGGAACAGACGGCAAAAACUUCGUAUAACUGUACACAUUAUUCUACAUGGACAAAGACAAGUUCGCUGUGAGCCAUGACUCGUGCUCCUGGUUGGAGAUGCACCAGUUCAUUGGAGACCUGAUGGUCUCUGGGGGGGCUCUGGGGCUAAAAGACGCCCCAACAGCAGCCCCAGGCUCAGCCCAGCCCAGACAGGUCCAGGCCAAGGGAGAGAGCAUUAGAGAGGCUAGAGACAUCAGUGGACAACAAGCUCAGCACCAUACCUGCACUUGCCCUGGCUGCCCAUACUCCUCCUCAUCUUCCUCCUUCCAGACCAUAAAGCCCAGAGGCACUGUGUCCUCACAGCCCGAGCCCAGCAGCACCUACAGCCCAGAGCUCAGUCAGCCCCAGAGUCAGGACAAGGAGACCAGCACCCAGAGCCCCAGCCCAGCCCCUACCACUCCCACUAACCAGGGUACUUCUUCACCAAGCCCCCUGCCUCAAAUCCCCACCUUCCCUUGUUUCUGCUGCCGCCGGGGCUUCCAGACAUGCACCCAGCUACUGCACCACCAACAGGGGGCAGCAGACUUUCCAUUCUCCCAGACGCACACCCACUACCACCACCACUGCCCACUUACCACCUGCCUGCCCCUCCACCACUCCCACCCUGGCCUGGCCCCUGGCACCUUCCCCUGCCUGUCCUGCCAGCAUUCCUUCCCCUCCUGCUCCCAGCUCCUCCGCCACCAGCAGGGCCACAAACCCCCCCAGAACCAUGUUGGAGGGGUGACCACAGUGUCCCCCACCCUACACCCAUGCAUGCACUGUACAGCCUCCUUCCCCCGACCCUCUCAGCUGCUACAGCACCAGCGCACCCAGCACGCUCACAAGGCCGGCGGCUUCCUGUGCACCGAGUGCGGGCGUGCCUUCAACUCUCACUCCAACCUCCGCAUCCACCUCAACGUACACACCGGCUCCCGGCCCUACUCAUGCCCUGACUGCGGAAAGAGCUUCAGCCAGUCAGGAGCGUUGAAGAUCCAUCUGCGCAUUCACACUGGGGAGAGACCCUAUGCCUGUGCCUACUGUGGGAGGGGCUUCCCCCACCUGGCCGGGGUCCGGGCCCACCAAAGGACUCACACAGGUGAGAAGCCCUACCGCUGCACCCAGUGUGGGAAGUGCUUCACCCAGUCGGGGGCACUGAAGAUCCACACAAGGAUCCACACCGGGGAACGGCCGUUUGUGUGCAGCCUCUGUGGGAAGGGCUUCUCCAACCGCUCCGGCAUCCGCUUCCACCAGCGCACUGUCCAUGGGAUGGUGUCGGAUAUGGGCGGGGGUGGAGGAGCCGGUGGGUCCCAUAGGGGGAGACAGAGUCUAGACAGCUCAGCUGCUGUGGGACGCCUCAGUGCCAAUCCAAACAGGAUACGCAAUAACCCCCAUACUGACGUGAGCUCCAGCAUUACUCCUGCCCCGACCAAAAUCCUUUCCCCUGGGUCUCUCCUUGCUCCUCCAGGGUCAGGUCCGACUGUAACCUCAGACAAAGAGCCCCAGUUCCAGUCUAGCGGUGUGAAGAUCCCCUCCAGGAGAGCAGAACCAGGCAGUAGCAGGGAAGGGAGGGCUCAGCUGUACACCUGUGAGGACUGUGGGCUGCGUUUUGGGGACGCUCCCUCCAGAAACAGACACCAAACUCUGGUGCACUACUCUACAGAAGGUGUAGAGGAGGAUGACCUGGGGGACACUGAGGGGGAGGGGUGAGAGAGGGAGGAGGGAGAGGGAGAGAUGGAAGCUUGAUGCAGUAGAUUGUUGGAUCAAAUCAAAGUUAAUUUGUCACGUGCUCCGAAUACAACAGGUGUAGACCUUACAGUGAAAUGCUUACUUACAGGCUCUAACCAAUAGUGUGGAAAAAAAGGUAUGUGUGUGUGUGUGUAGGUAAGUAAAGAAAUAAAUAAAACAACAGUAAAAAGACAUUUGAAAAUAAGAGUAGCAAGGCUAUAUACAGACACCGGUUAGUCAGGCUUAUUGAGGUAGUAUGUACAUGUGGGUAUGGUUAAAGUGACUAUGCAUAUAUGAUGAACAGAGAGUAGCAGUAGCGUAAA